AUGGUGAUCCGACUGCUGAUGCGCUACCUGGCCAACAAUGAGCAGCUGAUCCAGCGGAUGGCGGAGAGCUAUCCAAUGAGACGUGCCGCCCAGCUGGUGGUAUCCCUAAUGUACCGAACCAAGAGUUUGGCCAGGGAGCAGGGACUCCACGAGAUGACGCCGGAGCGUUUUAAGUCCUUUGUCAACAUGUUCAAGAACAACGUCCGACAAGAGCUGGAGGGAGUGAAGAAGGAGCUCAAUAGCAAGAAAAAGAACUAAAAUGGUCAAGACCAGUAAAUGUAAAUACGCGGCAUGCUAAAUUAUGUAGUGAACUUUAGUAAACACAACUGAAAUAACUUUAAAGAAGGAACAUUAAUUAAGCAAUAAAAAAGUUUGUAUCUGUCAA
Drosophila kikkawai is the source of this 385-nucleotide messenger RNA. RefSeq names its product protein NCBP2AS2 homolog. Lineage: Eukaryota; Metazoa; Arthropoda; Insecta; Diptera; Drosophilidae. The record is from RefSeq and is a predicted model, not a curated record.